Verticillium nonalfalfae is the source of this 510-nucleotide messenger RNA. RefSeq names its product Arp complex subunit (gene ARC19). The record is from RefSeq and is a predicted model, not a curated record. Gene Ontology annotation, cellular component: Arp2/3 protein complex; actin cytoskeleton. The transcript is spliced from 5 exons. Gene Ontology annotation, biological process: actin filament polymerization; Arp2/3 complex-mediated actin nucleation. NCBI's taxonomy places the organism in Eukaryota, Fungi, Ascomycota, Sordariomycetes, Glomerellales, Plectosphaerellaceae. Gene Ontology annotation, molecular function: actin filament binding. Bases 1 to 510 code for a protein of 169 amino acids.
AUGUCUCAGUCUCUCCGCCCCUACCUCCAGGCUGUCCGAAGCAGCCUGACAUCUGCUCUCACCCUCUCCAACUUCGCCUCCCAGACUGCCGAGCGCCACAAUGUUCCCGAGAUUGAGGCCCAAACGUCCCCAGAGGUCCUCCUGACACCGCUGACGAUCGCCCGUAACGAGAACGAAAGGGUCUUAAUCGAGCCCAGCAUCAACUCCAUACGUAUAUCAAUCAAGAUUAAGCAGGCAGACGAGAUCGAGCACAUCCUGGUCCACAAGUUUACGCGCUUUUUGACGCAACGAGCCGAGUCGUUCUUUAUCUUGAGGAGGAAGGCGAUCAAGGGUUAUGACAUCUCGUUCCUCAUUACAAACUUCCAUACCGAAGAGAUGCUCAAACACAAGUUGGUAGACUUUAUCAUCCAAUUUAUGGAGGAAGUGGAUAAGGAGAUCUCCGAGAUGAAGCUUUUCUUGAACGCUCGUGCGAGAUUUGUCGCCGAGUCCUUCCUGACGCCUUUUGAUUAA